Cicer arietinum (chickpea) is the source of this 768-nucleotide messenger RNA. RefSeq lists its product as uncharacterized. Lineage: Eukaryota; Viridiplantae; Streptophyta; Magnoliopsida; Fabales; Fabaceae. The record is from RefSeq and is a predicted model, not a curated record.
UAAUUUCCCACCCAAAAUAAAAUGAAAAAUUGAAAAGUGAUCCAAAAACAGAACAGCUUUCAAAUUGAAACACACAAAUUAGCCACUAGCUUCUUCUUUUUCUUCUUUGUUGUUGUUUAACUUCAACACGAAAAACGCAGCGUAUUGAAUCCGAAUAUGGCUCCAGAAAUUUCGAAAACCCAUGAAACAGUUCGGAGCUCCGAAUGCGAAGAUUCGGAUUCAGAGUUGGAGCAGUUGGAGUGUGAUUUGAAGGAAAUGGCGCACAAGAUUCUAGAAUACCGAGCAACUCUUCCUGAACAGUUCAAAUCCACACUCCUUUCCGUUCUCGAUGCCCAAAGACCCUUUCUUCCACAACUCAAUUCAGGUGCUUCGGAACAAAACAUCUCCAGAGAAGAAAGUUCAUCUGCACCAGAAGAUCCAGAGACUGCUGAGAAACUAAAAUUACUAAAUGAAAAGAUCUCAAGCAAUUGCUCUGCUAUGCCAAUAGUUUUGAAAAGGAUGAAAGAUUGCAUUGCCAAAAUUGAAAUGUUAAAUUCGUACAAUGCUGCAAGCAUAUAUCCAGCCAUCAGUAGGAAGAAGACUGGAUAAAGACUAUGGAACUUGCUAGUGUACUUUUUAUGGCAAAUUGCAUGUUUUGCAAAGAAUGUAAAAUUUGGGAUACUACAAAGGGUGGUUUUCAAUAGUGCAACUUAAAAAUUGUGUUGGUGUGUCUAGUAUGAACCAUAGUCCAUGGUAGAUAAUGAAAUUUCAUAUAGUUAGUUAGAUAUU